Molecule: messenger RNA, 3429 nt
Organism: Closterium sp. NIES-65
Lineage: Eukaryota; Viridiplantae; Streptophyta; Zygnematophyceae; Desmidiales; Closteriaceae
Source: the annotation of a GenBank genome assembly
AUGGCCUCCCGUGUCCUUGUCUCUGGUCUUCCCCGGUCCCUCCCUCCCCUUCCUCCGGGGCCUGGCCCUACCUGCGUCCCCUGUGUCGAGGGGCGGCAGCGGGCUACCCCUCACUCCUCCCUGUUUCCUCCGACAGAGGCCCCACUGCAGACGCUUCACAUGGACGUGUGGGGCCCAGUACGCGUCCGUGGACAGGGUCACGAGAGCUACUUCCUGCUGGUGGUUGACGACUACUCGCGUUACACCACAGUCUUCCCCUUGCGCAGCAAGGGUGAUGUCACUGAGACCUUCACGCUUCCGGACUCUCCACAGCAAAAUGGGAUUGCUGAGCGCCGCAUUGGCAUGGUCAUGGACGUCGCCCGUACGUCCAUGAUGCAUGCGGCUGCCCCCCAUUUUCUGUGGCCGUUUGCGGUUCGGUACGCGGCGCAUCAGAUCAACCUUCAGCGCAGGGUCUCCAUGCCGGAGACCUCCCCCGCUUUGCUGUGGUCGGGGAAGGUUGGCGAUGCGUCUGCGUUCCGUGUCUGGGGAUCUCGGGCGUUUGUCCGCGACUUGUCUGCGGACAAGCUGUCCCCUCGUGCUGCUCCUUGCGUCUUCCUGGGUUUCCCCCCUGACGCCCCAGGGUGGCACUUCUACCACCCCACAUCUCGCCGUGUUCUGUCCUCCCAGGACGUCACGUUCAACGAGUCGGUCCCCUACUACCGCCUCUUCCCCUACCGCACUCCGUACCUCCCCCCGCCACCGCUCUUCCUUGUACCAGGUCCCCCCUCGGUAGACCCUCUCCCCCCUCAUGGUCUUGCCCGUUCAGGUGUGUCCCAAGUAGACGCUGUUCAGCCUGUCGAGCCUGAGGGUACUACGACUGGGGGUGCUGAGCCUGGGGGUGCUGAGUCUGGGGGUGCUGAGCCUGGGGGUGCUACGCCUGGGGGUGCUGAGCCUUGGGGUGCUGAGCCUGGGGGUGCUACGCCUGGAGGUGCUGAGCCUGGGGGUGUGGAGCUUGGGGGAGCUGGGCCUGGCGGUUCUCCGGGUGCUUCUUCUCGCCGGGAGCCACUCUCUCCACAGGAGCUGCGUGAGUGGUUUUCUUGGCGCUGGAGGCGAGCUGCUGGAGCUGGAGGUGCUGCGGGUACUGGAGGUUCUGUUGCUGCUGAAGGAGCUGGUGCCACGGGUCCCGUAGGUGCUCGUCCUGGGAGUACUGGAGCUGCUGGACCUGCGGGUACUUCUGGAGCUGGAGCUGCUGCGGGUGUUGGCGCGGAGGCUACUGCUGUCGGUCCUGGAGGCGGUCCUGCUGGGGGUACUACUGGUGCUGCUGGGGGUACUGGAGUUGGAGCUGCUACUGGUGCUGGUGCUGCCACUGGUGGUGCUGGUGCUGUCCCUGCUGUGUCUGGAGUCGCCGCGCGGCCUCAGCCGUACUUCGUUCCGCUCCUUCAACAGGUUCUUGGUCUCCCGUCUUCUACUGGUCCUCCUCCUCCCUUAGAGUGUCCACAGCCUGUCCCGUUGCAGUUACAGUUACAGCCGGCCUCCCCACUGCUUGCUCCGUCUCCCUACACUGGUCCUACUGGAGGUCUUGCUGAGCGUCAUGAGCAUGCGUCUCGCCCUGCAUCGCCUGUCCGUGCUGCUCGCACUAGUGGUCGCGGUUCGCGUCAGCGUCCUCCUCUUAUCCCUGGCACGCACCGGAUGUCUCUGCGUCCGUCCACUGCUCCUCUGCGUGCCCCUUUGCCUUCUCCUCCUGAGUCUUCUCUUCCUGCUCUUGCCGACCCGGAGUCGGACUCUCUUCGUGCUGCCAGUCCUACUGUCACGCGUGUCCUUGCUACUGUUGUCACUGACCCUUCCUUUGAGUCCACUGCUGCGUCUGCCCUAGUUGCUGAGCUCGUCGACUUUGCUACUCGCUGUCGCCUAGACUACGCCGCCAGUCUUGUUGCUCAGUCUGACUCUGUCUGUUCUCCGUCCGUCGGGGGUGAGUGUGCCCUUGGCACGGACGUCCUUGAGGACAGGCAGGAGGAGUUCCAGUGCUUGGCCGCUGCUUCACCUCAUCUCGUGUCCGUACUGCUUACCCUUGAGGGUGACCCGGAUGCACUUGACAUCCCGACUCCGCGCUCUUACGCAGAGGCGAUAGAGGGUCCCUACUCCUCUCAGUGGCAGGCAGCUAUGGACGCAGAGAUGGCUUCCUGGAAGUCCACAGGCACCUACGUUGACGCUGUUCCCCCUCCUGGGGCGAACAUCGUCAGUGGCAUGUGGAUUUUCAGGGUGAAGCGACCGCCGGGUUCUCCGCCUGUCUUCAAGGCGCGUUACGUGGCUCGUGGCUUCAGUCAGCGGCAGGGAGUUGACUACUUUCAGACCUUCUCUCCCACCCCGAAGAUGACCACUCUUUGGGUACUGCUGCACAUAGCUGCUCACCGUGACUACGAGCUACACUCUCUUGACUUCAGCACUGCUUUCUUGCAGGGCAGCCUGCACGAGGAGAUCUGGCUGCGUCGCCCACCUGGUUUCACUGGGUCUUUUCCUCCUGGCACCCAGUGGAGCCUCCGGCGGCCAGUCUACGGUCUCCGCCAGGCACCGCGUGAGUGGCACGACACACUGAGGACUACACUUGCGGCUCUUGGGUUUGCUCCUUCUACUGCCGACCCACCGCUGUUUCUGCGCACCAACACUUCUUUGCCGCCGUUCUACAUCCUCGUGUACGUCGACGACUUGGUCUUUGCCACAGCUGACACUGCUGGACUCGCCCACGUGAAGUCCGAGCUGCAGAAGAGACACACGUGCACUGACCUGGGUGAACUGCGCAGCUACCUUGGCUUGCAGAUCACUCAGGACAGAGCACGCCGCACCAUUACCCUGACUCAGUCACACAUGGUGCAGCAGGUCCUUCAGCGCUUCCGCUUCACGUACUCCUCGCCUCAGGCCACUCCUCUGCCUACUCGCCACUCGCUCUCAGCUCUGCCUUCGGAUGAGUCCGUAGAGUCGAACGCUUCUUGGGCUGACAACCAGGCUACGCAGCGGUCGUCACAGGGUUACACCUUCAGCCUUGGUUCCGGCUCUGUUUCGUGGCGGGCUACUCGCUCGUCUUCUGUUCUCGGCUCCAGUUGUGAGGCUGAGAUCUACGCAGGAGCCAUGGCUGCACAGGAGCUUCGCUGGCUCACCUACCUGCUGACUGGCCUCGGAGAGCCGCCUCGUUCUCCUCCAGUGCUGUACGUAGACAACAAGGCCAUGCUGGCCUUGUGUCAGGAGCAGCGACUAGAGCACAGAACGAAGCACAUUGCUCUCCGCUACUUUCUUGCUCGUGAGCUGCAGCAGCGUGGUCAGCUGCGUCUUGCGUACGUGGCCUCUGGGGCCAACACUGCUGAUAUCUUCACCAAGGCGCUUGCGCCUUUUGACCUUCAGCGCUUCUGUACUCAGCUGGGCCUUGUGCCUACCUUGCCUCACUUGCUCACCUCUUGA